AUGGGCCUGAAAGUCACGUGGAACGCACCCAAAGACGCUGCCAGUAGACCCGUGGAGCAUUACAACAUUGCCUAUGGGAAGUCCCUGAAAAGCCUUAGCUACAUCAAGGUGAAUGCGGAGACAUCCUCCUUCCUUAUCGAGGAUGUGGAGCCGGGGGUAGUGUACUUUGUCCUGGUUACUGCGGAAAAUCACAGUGGAGUGAGCCGUCCAGUUUACAGAGCUGAAAGUCCACCUGGAGGUGAAUGGAUCAAGAUUGAUGGUUUUCCCAUUAAGGGUCCAGGACCAUUUAAUGAAACCGUCACAGAAAAAGAAGUGCCCAACAAGCCCUUGCGCAUGCGUGUCCGGUCUUCAGAUGACAAGCUGUCGGUCCAGUGGAAAGCCCCACGCCUGUCUGGAGCCAAGAGUCCCCGCAGAUCACGAGGUUUUCUUCUGGGCUAUGGGGAAAGUGGCCGGAAGAUGAGUUAUGUCCCUUUGACAAGAGAUGAACGAACACACGAAAUUAAAAAGCUUGCCUCUGAGUCGGUCUACGUGGUCUCCUUGCAGUCUAUGAACUCCAGGGGACAGAGCCAGCCAGUGUACAGGGCAGCCUUAACGAAGCGCAAAAUUGCAGAAGAGGAUGAGUUGGAUGUGCCUCAAGACAUCAGCGUCCGCGUGAUGUCGUCCCAAUCUGUGCUGGUCGCCUGGCUGGACCCUGCCUCGGAAAAGCAGAAAAAGGUUGUUGCAUCAAGACAGUACACGGUGCGCUACCGAGAAAAGGGGGAGUCAGCAAGGUGGGAUUACAAGCAGGUGUCCAACAGACGCGUCCUGGUUGAGAACCUGAUUCCAGACACCAUGUAUGAAUUUGCAGUCCGUAUCUCACAGGGUGAAAGAGAUGGCAAGUGGAGCACGUCUGUCUUCCAAAGAACACCAGAAUCUGCACCUACCACAGCUCCUGAAAACUUAAAUGUCUGGCCAGUCAACGGCAAACCGACAGCUGUCACUGCAUCUUGGGAUCCACUUCCUGAGUCGGAGGGGAAAGUGAAAGAAUACAUUCUUUCCUACGCCCCGGCUCUCAAACCAUUUGGAGCAAAGUCCCUCACCUAUCGUGGAGAGACUACUUCUGCCAUAGUGGAUGGUCUGCAGCCUGGGGAACGCUAUCUUUUCAAAAUCCGGGCCUCAAACAGGAGAGGACAGGGUCCUCAGUCCAAAGCCUUCGUUGUCGCUAUGCCAACAACUGUUGACCAGAAGGCAGACAUGGAGGAUGAUUCCAAGCCUGAAAAACCCAAGCCUUCACCAUCUUCUCCCAAAGUCUCAGCUUCCUCAAGACACACUCACUUGCCUGUUUCUCCCCACAGUGGAAAUGCCAAGAACCUUCUUCUUGACUUGAAGAACAAAAUAUUGGCUAAUGGUGGGAUUUCCAGAAAGUCCCAGCUCCACCCAAAAAAACCUGAAGAUUUGGACCUUCAGUCAACUGAGGUCAGCGAGGAGGAGAUGGAGCACCGGUCAGACCCACCCACCGCGUCCUCCCAGACCGCAGACCAAAGGCGCACGCUGAGGCCACCACCUCCCAGUAGGUCUUUCCCUGCUGCCUUCAUUCCUGGGAGGACUGUGGUUCGAGCCCAGGCGCAACCCGAAAGGAGGACAUCCCAUUCUGGGGGCCUGGAGGAAAACCAGACCGUUCCAGGCGCACCCUCAAGACUGUCUCCGCUCGGGGCCUCGACUAGGUUGCUGCCGUCUGAACCGCGAGCUGGCUCUCCACUCUCCAGGGGCCUGAAAGACGGCCAGGACGCGCGGGCCACCAGUUCCAAUGCACCCUUACUGUCCACAACGGCUCCCACAGCCUCUCGUCUUUCCUCCAGGACACAGAUCUCUGAUGGCGACAGCGACACUGACAAUGAUGCAGAAUACAGAGCCAGGCAGACAGAAGCCACUGCCCCCACACUCCGGGCCCGGCUACCAGCAAGUCGCCCUGUCUCUGGACAUCUGAGUUUUUUCAGAAACAGGCCCUUUGGCGCCAACGGUAGAUAUCCAAACAGGUUUGGCAAUGGCCGUGGGUUGCGGUUCCAGCCUUCCGCUGACCCCCAGUCCACCAUGUCCUCCCGAGUGACCUCCAGGGUUAACUCUCACCCAACCUCCAGUCAGAGGCUUGGCGCAAGCACCCAGGGACGUGAGGAAGAGAGGGACGCGGAGGGGGAACAGCCGCUGCCUGCCACCACUGUGGACGACUUCGAGCCCUCCUCCUCCAGGCAGCCUGCCUCCCGGGCGCCGGACCACCUCCGAAGGGUCCUUCAGAGAGGGCCCAGCGUGCCCCGGAAAGAGUCUCUGUCGGGAUACCCCAAAUCCGCGGUGGCGUCUCCCUCCGCUUCGGCAGAAGCGCCUUCUCAGGGCAAGUUGGCGUCGCUGCCCUCGAAGGCCCAGGACGUUCAACACAGCUCAGACACGAAGGGCGAUGUCCUCCAAAUACAGCCAGUGGCCUCGGGGCGCCAGCCUUCCCUGGCGCGGCCACAGCCCAGUGUCCCCAGAAGGACGGUCCCCGGCCCAGGUCUGGGCGCCAGGGCUGCCGCCUCCGAGAAGCCACCUUCCCCACAUCGCCCCGUGUCCCAGCACCAGCCCGGGGGUCACCAGGACAAGGGCUCGGGCCACACACUCUCCAAACCCGGGCAGGAGCCGCCUCAGCCACGGGCCCGCCAGCCCUCCUUUGCGUCCUCUCCGCAGGGUCGGGACGCGGAGGCCGAGCACGACUUCAACCGAGGGGACAGCUCGGAGGAGACGGCCCCGGCCCUCUCCAAGCACCGCCAGCUGGAAGGCCCGGGCUGGCUCCCCAAGGCCGGCCGCUCCCCGCCGACGCCGCGACUCCGGCUCCCCGGCCGCGCAGGGCCCCCGGCGGGGGGAAAGCACGCCGCGCCCCCGACGCGCGCGCCGCCCAGCCUCCCAGACACCACCACGCCCAUGCUGUCGCUGCGGCAGCGUAUGAUGCACUCGCGCUUCCGGAACCCGCUGAACCGCGCGCCCGCCAGACCCCCCUACAGACCAGGUUAUACUGGCAGACCACACAUAGAUGGGAGCGUCCUUCCUAGUAGUAAUGGAAAACAGAGUGGACAAAGAGUUAUCAAUGGCCCCCAAGGAACAAAGUGGGUUGUGGAUCUUGAUCGUGGGUUAGUACUGAAUGCAGAAGGAAGGUACCUCCAAGACUCAAACGGCAAUCCUCUUCGCAUUAAACUAGGAGGAGAUGGGCGGACCAUUGUGGAUCUGGGAGGAACCCCUGUGGUGAGCCCUGAUGGCCUCCCCCUCUUUGGGCAGGGACGCCAUGGCAAACCCCUGGCCAGUGCCCCAGACAAACCCAUUUUGAGCCUUGGAGGGAAGCCCCUGGUGGGCUUGGAGGUCAUCAAAACAACCACCCCCACCCCCACCACAACUGUGCAGUCCACCACCACUACCACCCUUCCGCCUACCACUACAACCCCACAACCCACGACCACCACCACCCGAAGGACCACCACCACACGCCCGAGGACCACAACCCGGACUACCACACGGGCCACCACCACCACCACCCCAGAGCCCACCACCGCGGUCCCCACCUGUCCCCCUGGCACCGUAGAACAGCAUGAUGAAGAUGGCAACCAGAUAAUGGCCUCCAAUGGUAUCCCUGAGUGCUACCCUGAAGAAGAUGAGUUCUCGGGAUUGGAGAGUGACACGGUGAUGCCCACAGAGGAAGCCUACGUUGUAUAUGAUGAAGAUUACGAAUUUGAGACUGGAAGGCCACCAGCCACCACCAAGCCAUCGACGACUGCGGCCACCCCAAGGAUCAUUUCACCAGAAGGGUCCAUCAGUUCUUUCCCUGAGGAAGAGUUUGAUCUGGCUGGAAGGAAACGAUUUGUUGCACCUUAUGUGACGUACCUAAAUAAGGACCCCUCCGCUCCAUGCUCUCUGACUGAUGCUCUAGAUCACUUCCAAGUGGAGAGCCUGGAUGAAAUCAUUCCAAACGACCUGAGGAAGAGUGACCAACCCCCUCAACACACGCCUCGCAACAUCACUGUGGUUGCUGUGGAAGGCUGCCACUCAUUUGUCAUCGUGGACUGGGACAAAGCCACCCCAGGAGAUGUUGUGACAGGUUACUUGGUCUACAGCGCAUCCUAUGAAGACUUCAUCAGAAACAAAUGGUCCACUCAAGCUUCGUCAGUGACUCAUUUGCCCAUUGAGAAUCUGAAGCCAAACACGAGGUAUUAUUUUAAAGUUCAAGCCAAAAAUCCUCAUGGCUAUGGGCCUGUCAGCCCUUCGGUCUCAUUCAUUACAGAAUCAGACAACCCUCUGCUUGUGGUGAGGCCACCAGGUGGUGAGCCCAUCUGGAUCCCAUUUACUUUCAAACAUGACCCUGGCUACACGGACUGCCACGGCCGGCAAUACGUGAAGCGGACGUGGUACAGAAAGUUUGUGGGGGUCGUUCUCUGUAACUCCCUGAGGUAUAAGAUCUACCUCAGUGACAACCUGAAAGAUACCUUCUACAGCAUUGGGGACAGCUGGGGAAGAGGCGAAGACCAUUGCCAGUUUGUGGAUUCACACCUGGAUGGAAGAACAGGGCCUCAGUCUUAUGUAGAAGCCCUACCUACUAUUCCAGGCUACUAUCGCCAGUAUCGCCAGGAACCUGUCAGCUUUGGUAACAUCGGUUUCGGAACCCCCUACUACUACGUGGGCUGGUACGAGUGUGGGGUCUCCAUCCCAGGAAAGUGGUAG
Molecule: messenger RNA, 4713 nt
Organism: Orycteropus afer afer
Lineage: Eukaryota; Metazoa; Chordata; Mammalia; Tubulidentata; Orycteropodidae
Source: RefSeq, a predicted model, not a curated record